CUGUCCCGUAAAAUAUCCAGUUUUUAAUCUGAUCGGAGAUCAAUUGCAAUGUAAUCCAAUGGGACGCUUACCGAAAAAUCUGUUUCUCAGAUCAUCUGUAAAGGUUAAGUUUAAUAAAAAUAUAACCUAUAUGCACGAUCGCGUCAUUGUUUUAAAUAUUGAAUUAUUCAUAUAAAUUUGAUGGCUUUUUCACAACCGAAUGCAAGAGAAUUGCAGAAUAGAAAGAUCUUAGAGGAGCUACAGUUGAAGAAGCAGAUGCUUCUGAAACAAGGAGUCGCACCAACUUUAAAUACAUUGGGAGUUUCAUCAACUGGCUCUGUAUCAAAUAUACCUGCAACACAAUCCAAUGAUGGAGUAGCAAUGAGUGCGUCAGCAAGAGCAGCAUUGCAUAAUGCACAUGCAGCUUCGUUUGGUUAUUUCGUUACGCAGGACUCUUCCUUUGGGAAUCUGAUAUUACCAGUUCUCCCUAGGUUUGAUAAUAAAUGAAUAAUGACUGGACUUCGACUUCGUCAAUUAGAGGAAUAUCUACAGCAACUGGAUGUGUUUGAAAACCCAAAAGUCACACUCGAGCAGUAUGCCACCAGUGCACAUAUUGCUGCACAUUUGUUAUACACUGCACAGUCGCAGUUUGAUGAUAUAAAAGGUAAAAGCGUGGCUGAUUUAGGUUCUGGAUGUGGUACAUUGUCAUUAGGUGCCAAGAUGCUUGAUGCUGAAUAUGUAGUUGGAUUCGAGAUAGAUUCUGAGGCAAUUGACAUACAAUAUAGAAAUUGCAGUGACAUAGAACUUUUUGUUGAAGUCGUACAAUGUGAUGUGCUGCAAUAUUUACCAGGAAAAUUUGAAAAAUACUUUGAUACUGUUAUAAUGAAUCCACCUUUUGGCACUAAAAACAACGCCGGCAUUGACAUAAAGUUCUUGGAAGCAGCAAUCAGGCUUUCGUCUAAUACAGUUUACUCUCUGCAUAAAAGCAGCACACGAGAUUACGUUCUAUCAAAAGCGACACAACUCGGCGCGAGAGGAACAGUGAUAGCCGAACUCAGAUACGAUUUGCCGAGAGCUUAUAAAUUUCACAAAAAAGCAUCUAUCGAUAUUCAAGUGGAUUUUAUACGAUUUGAAUUAAAGCGUUAAUUCAUUUUUGCAAAAACACGCCUGUUUAAUUUAUUCGAACUUGAUGCCCUGAGCCAAAGGUAGCUCAUUUCCGUAAUUGAUCGUAACAGUAGCACGUCGCAUAUAAUGUUUCCAUGCAUCGCUUCCACUCUCACGGCCUCCACCCGUAGCCUUUUCACCACCAAACGCGCCGCCUAUCUCGGCACCGCUAGUACCAAUGUUGACAUUGACUAUUCCACAAUCUGAUCCAUGAGAGCCAAUCCACUGUAUGACGAAUGAAAUUCGAUAAGUAUAUAAUAUAUUCUAUUUAUACAUUGUAUAAA
This is a messenger RNA of Atta colombica, 1427 nucleotides long. Its product is annotated as methyltransferase-like protein 5. Gene Ontology annotation, molecular function: rRNA (adenine-N6-)-methyltransferase activity; nucleic acid binding. NCBI's taxonomy places the organism in Eukaryota, Metazoa, Arthropoda, Insecta, Hymenoptera, Formicidae. The record is from RefSeq and is a predicted model, not a curated record. Gene Ontology annotation, biological process: DNA repair; rRNA methylation. The transcript is spliced from 5 exons. Gene Ontology annotation, cellular component: nucleus; SOSS complex.